AUGGACGCAUCACUUCUCACUCCAGAUGAGCUUCAUGAAUACGGUUAUCGCAAGUCAAGAAUCAUCGACCACACCUUGGACGAUGCCCGCCUUGAGACUCGCUGUCCCCUCGACAACGGGCGACACCACGGCCAACCAAAGUAUUCGGCGGGCAGGUUGGAUCUGCUCCCCACCGAACUCAUCGCCAAUGUUCUCUUAGCCCUGGAUCUGCCGUCUCUGACUGCCUUUCGGCGCGUAAAUCGACGGGCCAUGAGCCUCGUCGAUUCGUUGCAUCAGUACCGAAGGAUCUUUGAACACUGUCCCGAUAUCCUCCGCGCCAUCGUCAGCAUCGACGCAAAGCACUUUGACUGCGCCAGCUUGUUCAACACCCUGUCCACGACCAAGUGCGCAACGUGUGACCGCUUCGGCGGCUAUCUCUACCUAAUCACAUGCAAACGCGUCUGCUACCUUUGCUUCAUCCUGGAUCCCUUGUACUUCCCCGUGUCUGCCACACUUGCGACCAAGCGCACUGGUCUCUCAAGGAAAGAACUCAAACGUCUGCCUCAUAUCCUCGGUCUGCCAGGACGCUUCACGGAGCGCAACAAGUUGGUUAGGGGCAGGAUCAUGCUAUUGGACCGCCAGUCCCUGCGCAACAGGAUAUCGAGGGGUUCCUCUCAGGCAUUUGACGACGGGCUCCGGCAAGUAGACCUCACAACGAGAGAGCCUCGACGAUUCAUGUCCAUUAUUUCUGCACCUUUCUUCACCUCAUCAGGUCGUUCCGCUGAUUGGGGCUUCCAUUGCACCAAAUGCAUAGACAAUACGGAGCCAGCGACUCAUUUCAGAAAUAAGUACACGGAAAGUGCUUUUAUGGAUCACAUGGCACUGUUUGGGAUCAAUCACGGUGGUAAACGGUGA
Metarhizium brunneum ARSEF 3297 is the source of this 894-nucleotide messenger RNA. RefSeq lists its product as uncharacterized. The record is from RefSeq and is a predicted model, not a curated record. Gene Ontology annotation, molecular function: protein binding. NCBI's taxonomy places the organism in Eukaryota, Fungi, Ascomycota, Sordariomycetes, Hypocreales, Clavicipitaceae.